Molecule: messenger RNA, 714 nt
Organism: Gloeophyllum trabeum ATCC 11539
Lineage: Eukaryota; Fungi; Basidiomycota; Agaricomycetes; Gloeophyllales; Gloeophyllaceae
Product: CIA30-domain-containing protein
Exons: 4
Coding region: 1-714 (237 amino acids)
Biological process (GO): mitochondrial respiratory chain complex I assembly; mitochondrial electron transport, NADH to ubiquinone
Cellular component (GO): mitochondrion
Source: RefSeq, a predicted model, not a curated record
AUGUCCCAAUACCUGAACCGGAGCGUCCGCUUCGCUCUGGACGGCACAUCCAGAGUACUCCGUAUGGCCGGCGCCGACGCGCCGCAGCGUACGCCCAAGACGCUGCUCACCUUCAACUCGCGCGCGGACCUCGAGCAGCUCGCGCUCGGCUGCGACGCCGACAUCGGCGGCACGUCCUCCGUGCACAUGGACCUCGACGAGGCGCACCGCUACGAUGGCAGGCCGACGGGGAAGUUCUGGGGCGACAUGCGCCUCGCGGUGCGGAAGGAGCUCGAGGGGCGCGUGCGCGGCGGGUACGCGGGGUUCCGGAACAAGCAUAGACCGACGCUCUUCGGUGAGAUCACCGAGGACGUCACCUUCCACGAGUACCUCGCCCUGCGCGUGCGCGCCGCGGGCGACCCGCGCACCCGGCACUCCUACUACGUCAACCUCCAGAUGGACGGGCCCAUCACGACCGACAUCUGGCAGCACCGCCUCUUCUUCAACCGCGACGACGGCGCCUGGGAGGACCUCUACAUUCCGUUCGACGACUUUGUACUCACCAACGCCGGGGAGGUGGCGAGUAAGGAGAUGACGAUGGCGCGGGAUAAGGUUAGGUCGAUAGGCAUAUCCUUGCUAGGCGGGAAUAGCGGUGUGGAGGGGCCGUACGAGCUCGGUAUCGACUCCAUCCGCGCAGUGAACGCAGAGGACGUGACAAUACCGAAACGUGAGUGA